Penicillium cataractarum is the source of this 1014-nucleotide messenger RNA. RefSeq lists its product as uncharacterized. NCBI's taxonomy places the organism in Eukaryota, Fungi, Ascomycota, Eurotiomycetes, Eurotiales, Aspergillaceae. The record is from RefSeq and is a predicted model, not a curated record. The coding region runs from base 1 to 1014 and encodes 337 amino acids. The transcript is spliced from 3 exons.
AUGGUUAAACAAACAACCCUCGAUAUUGAAUAUGCCUCUCUUAUGAGUCGCAACCCGGAGGGCACUUAUUUGUACAGCCCACCAACCUUCCGCAAGUUCCACCCGGGUUCCGUGGGGUUCUUUGACGAGUACAGCGGCUGGAACCAGAUCACCGAUCUGUCCAAGGAAGGCCAACCCGAAGCUGAUGGCUUCACACCUCUGAAACGCCAGUUAACCAGAGACGAGCGACCCAAGGCCGCGAUGUGGAAAACUCGAUCUUCCGAGUCUGAGGCCGGUCAGCACAUCAAGCUAUCCGGGGGCCUGUCCGCCGCAGCAGCAGCCGCCGUCCCAGUCGACGUCUCAGCUGAUGGCAAGCACAGGACCAGCACCUCGGGCAAAGCUGCGCUGGUGACUGGUUCAACCGCUAUGCGAGAGAAAGUACUCGCUCCAUUCGAUAAGCCCGUGUCGACGUGGGCAAGCGAGAAUGCGCAAGCGCUGCUGGACUCGGACUUUGCGCCCGACAUUGCUAAGAAUGGUAUCUGGAUUAUUCAGCAUACCUGGGUGACUGAUGAAUGUGCGAUAAAUAUGACGAACAGCUCUGACAAGGAGAUUGAGGUUGGAUUAGAUAUUGCUGCCACGGGUAUUGCGAAGGCUGGGGCUGGAGGUGGGACGUUUGACAAGCUUAAGAACGAGGGAUGGACUACGUACAAGUCUGCCGGUGAUGACGAAGGACUGGUCGUUUGCUUCGGCGGAUCCCACUUCAGGCCUCGUCGAUUCCAGCGAUUCCGCAGUGUUCCCAUCAAGCAAGCCCAGGCGAACUCUUUCCUGCGGACAGGCCCUGAAGAGGUAGAGGUGGUUGAAGAGCUCGGCUUCGAGUCCGCAAAGGUUGGAGUAACCGAAAGUGAUGCCGAGGAAGAGGCGGAGGCCGCUGCAAGAGAAGAAAAAGAGGAGCAGCGUAUCCGCGAGGAAUUGGAGAAGAGAAAGGCUGAGAUCAUGAACAGCACCACUACAGAGGCAUUCGUCGUGCAAACUUAA